AUGGCAAGUAGCAGGAACAUAACGCAGGUCGACGAGGAUUUGAUAAAUGAUGCCAGCUCAGACGAGGAGAACGAAGUCGCUCCCCAACAUCGCGAACAGGACAAGCUGGCCAACAAUAUCGAUGAAAAUGUCAUUUCCAUACCAAUGCCCGAUGCAUCCAUCGUCACCCCUUCUGCUUCUGCUGCUGUAGCUGCUGCUUCAUCAAGACUUCAAUGUCGAAUGUAUGAACAAAAGUAUCCCGAAGUAGAAGAUGUCGUCAUGGUCAAUGUCAGGCAAAUCGCUGAAAUGGGCGCUUACGUCCACCUACUUGAAUACAAUAACAUCGAGGGCAUGAUUCUGUUGAGUGAAUUGUCAAGACGACGUAUUCGUUCCAUCCAGAAACUCAUUCGGGUUGGAAGAAGUGAGGUCGUUGUCGUGCUCAGAGUCGACAAGGAAAAGGGUUACAUUGACUUGUCAAAGCGACGUGUCGGUGCUGAAGAUAUUCAAAAAUGUGACGAGAAAUACAACAAGUCAAAAGCGGUCCAUAGCAUCAUGAGGCAUGUCGCUGAAAAACAACAACUAAAUCUCGAAGACCUGUAUGUCGCAGUUGGAUGGCCAUUAUACAAGAAAUACGGACAUGCUUAUGAUGCGUUCAAGCUCGCUCUACAGGAGCAAGACAAAGUGUUUGAAGGAUUGCAAAUGACACCAGAAGUCAAAGAAGAUUUAUUAACCAACAUUCGACGAAGAUUAACACCACAACCAGUCAAAAUACGUGCUGAUGUCGAAGUUACAUGUUUCGGAUAUGAAGGAGUAGAUGCCGUGAAAGCUGCACUAAAAGCUGGUGAAGCUGUAUCCACAGUAGAUGCUCCAGUCAAAAUAAGACUGGUGGCUCCACCUUUAUAUGUCAUGGUCACAAACUCAUUAGACAAGACCAUUGGUAUUGAAAUGUUGGAGUUGGCUGUUACAAAGAUUGAAGAAGUCAUUAAAAAGUUUGGUGGUGGUAUGACUGUUAAAAUGAAGCCACGAGCAGUCUCUGAAACAGAUGAUGCUGAACUACAACAGCUAAUGGCACGUGUUGAAAAUGAAAGCAAACAAGUCGAUGGAGACGGCGACGAAGAUGAAGACAUCGGGAUGGGUGUUGCAGAUGACUUUGAUGUACCACCUCCCGUGCCUGCACUACGUAGUGGAGAUGACGAUGAUGACGAAUGA
Molecule: messenger RNA, 1188 nt
Organism: Synchytrium microbalum
Lineage: Eukaryota; Fungi; Chytridiomycota; Chytridiomycetes; Synchytriales; Synchytriaceae
Exons: 6
Coding region: 1-1188 (395 amino acids)
Cellular component (GO): eukaryotic translation initiation factor 2B complex; multi-eIF complex; eukaryotic 48S preinitiation complex
Molecular function (GO): translation initiation factor activity; ribosome binding; RNA binding
Source: RefSeq, a predicted model, not a curated record